Molecule: messenger RNA, 858 nt
Organism: Fusarium coffeatum
Lineage: Eukaryota; Fungi; Ascomycota; Sordariomycetes; Hypocreales; Nectriaceae
Exons: 6
Coding region: 1-858 (285 amino acids)
Biological process (GO): mycotoxin biosynthetic process
Source: RefSeq, a predicted model, not a curated record
AUGUCUCCCAAACCAGAACAAGAAUCUGCUUUCUUGAAUCCUAUGCAAGAUCAAGAAGAUACAGAUGAAGAUUCAGAGCCUUACCAAUAUGUUCCUCCACGAAGACGUCGCCGUUGUUCAGCAUGUAGAUGUUUCGCAUGGACCAUGUCGUUCCUCAUGAUUAUCGUCAUCUCAGCACUCACUGGUGCAUGGAUCGCAAUGGCGUAUCUUGAGAUCGAUCAAAUAUGUGCUAUGCAUACAACAAAGUGGUCACCUGUCCUCAAAGACAUUGCGAUUAAGUACCAAGAAACACACUUUGACGGAAACUUUAUGGAGGAGAACAAGUUUCGCAAGAAUGGCUCCAAGGAAGUAGAUAAGGCAUGGGAGUCUUUGGGCGUCGAUUACCGACCUGGUGUUAUCUCUUAUGAAGAAGGCAUUGCCAGUGGUCUUACUGAUGCCCACGUUCAAGUCAGUCCUAAACAUGGUGGUGGUUUCAUCGUCAAUGUCGAGGGCAUGCAUCAUCUUCACUGCCUGAAUCUUGUUCGUAAGAGUCUCUACUUUAAUUACGAUCAUUAUAAGCACGUGGGUGGACAUGCCUUCGAAAACGAAGGCGAAGUCUUCCGCCUACACGUCACACAUUGUCUCGACACAAUCCGUCAGGUCCUCAUGUGUCACGUCGAUACUGGUGUUCUAGGACAAGUCUGGUAUGACAAGAAGGAUCCCAAUGCGUUCCCGGACUUUAACACCAAGCACACUUGCAAGAACUACGAUGAUAUCAGAAAGUGGGCAAAGUCACUUCAGGCUCCCCCUCCUGAGAAACUACCAGAAGACUUCCUUACUGUUCCGGACUCGAACCAUGUUCUUGAGUUUACACCAUAA